Messenger RNA from Guillardia theta CCMP2712, 861 nucleotides. RefSeq lists its product as hypothetical. The transcript is spliced from 7 exons. NCBI's taxonomy places the organism in Eukaryota, Cryptophyceae, Pyrenomonadales, Geminigeraceae. Gene Ontology annotation, molecular function: fucosyltransferase activity. Gene Ontology annotation, cellular component: membrane. The record is from RefSeq and is a predicted model, not a curated record. The coding region runs from base 1 to 861 and encodes 286 amino acids.
AUGGAGAGUGAUACUCGACGCGAUAUUCUGCCGGCUAACAUUCUUCCCCAUCUCGACCUCGUGGCCAACUUCAGAUUACAUGGGGACAUUCCAAACACCCUGGAGACAAUUCAUCAAGACAUUGACAUCGGAACUCCCAGGCUGAUUGAGAAGAGCGGAAAGAUAAUCCAUCAUGUGACCGUCACAUACACCCCCGGGAAUUUAGAGAUGUACAGGCUGCAAGAGAAGCAGCAGAGGAGUAGGAAGAUGUUUGCUGCUUACCUAGUGUCCAACUGCGGGAGACCGCGGGACGCAUUCAUCGCCCGCCUCAUGUCUGCGCUAGGAGACGACAGGCUUCACUCCUAUGGCAGAUGUAUGAACAACAGGAAGUUCCCUGAGGAGAAGGAGCACGGGUCGAACUCUCUCUCUCUGCUCAAGAUGUACAAAUUCACCAUAGCUAUCGAGAACUAUCUGUCGCAUGACUACGUGUCGGAGAGAUUUUACCAGCCGCUGCUGGCUGGCUCAGUCCCGGUUUAUCUCGGAGCUCCCAACAUCGAAGAGUUUGCUCCAGGAGUGAACUCAUUCAUCGACAUCCGAAACUUUCCUUCCCCCGAAGCUCUUGCUUCUUAUCUCAUCUCCCUUGCCGACAACCAUACAGCCUACGACUCUUUCUUCACAUGGAAGCUCGACGGCCCCAGCCCUGAAUUCCUCCGCAUGAUGAACAUGUCCAUGACUCGCGGCAACGUGAUCUCCUUCCUUGUGGUCGUUCUCCGCGUGCUGACAGCUUUCUUCUACCCACAGGUCGACCUCAACAGGCUGCACACCAGCAUGUGCAAGAAGCUUGUCGCUUUGACGCGGAGGGAAAUGAAGUGCGGGGCCUAG